AUGUCUCAUGAUAAUCUCCGCAUAAAUACGAUGUUCCGGACUCCAGGAUUAACCAAGACUGGAUCUCUUGUGGUGGAAUUGAUUAAACGGCUGCCUGUAUUCUUGCAGAGCUUCGAGCAGCAGAGCUCCAAGCAGCAGAGCUCCAAGGAGCAUUCAGAGUUGAAUAACAACAGCUUUGUUGAACGUAUCAAAAAGCGCCCAGGAUUGAGCUCUACUAAUGACCCUCAAAUCCGGAGAAUAUUUAGAGAUAACUGGCAAAAAGCUGUGAAGAUUCCUACCAUUAUUGAUGAUUACAAUCAUAAUAUGAAUGGGAUUGACCUAGCAAAUCAGUAUAGAGCUUUCUAUGAGACUCAUAUGCCCACUAAUCGGACCUGGUUGGUAAUUCUGUACUGGAUUAUUGACCAUGCUAUUGUCAAUGCUUAUAUCCUUCAUCUCGACUGGCUACUACUGGCUCUGGCACUACUACUCUAUCUCAUGUGCAGUUCCGUCAACAGCUCUAUCUUCAACUCUUUCAAUACUCAAAUCCUCUACCCACUACUCGAUCAAAUCUAG
Histoplasma mississippiense is the source of this 552-nucleotide messenger RNA. RefSeq lists its product with no specific name. The transcript is spliced from 2 exons. The record is from RefSeq and is a predicted model, not a curated record. NCBI's taxonomy places the organism in Eukaryota, Fungi, Ascomycota, Eurotiomycetes, Onygenales, Ajellomycetaceae. The coding region runs from base 1 to 552 and encodes 183 amino acids.